Molecule: messenger RNA, 1051 nt
Organism: Micromonas pusilla CCMP1545
Lineage: Eukaryota; Viridiplantae; Chlorophyta; Mamiellophyceae; Mamiellales; Mamiellaceae
Exons: 1
Coding region: 33-563 (176 amino acids)
Source: RefSeq, a predicted model, not a curated record
CCCGCGGACAGACGCGCACGCCGUUUGCCGCCAUGAUGCGAUCCGCGACGAUCGCGCCGACGACGACCUUCGCGGCGACGCGGGUGCGCCCCCCGCCCUUCUCUUCUCCCCGCGCGCGCGUCGCGCUCGUCGCCCCCGCGGGCGAAGAAAAAAGAAAGAUGUUGACGGACGAAGGGAACACCGCGAUUCAACAUCGUCGCCGCCCUCCUCCUCCUCCUCCUCCUCCUCCUCUCCCGUUCUCUCUCCCGCGCGCCCGGCCUGAUCCCUUCGCCGCCCGCGCCCACCCUUCGCCAUCCCGACGCCGCGCGCGAUCCGUCCGCUCUCCGACCGACGUCUCGUCUCCCCCUCCACGCCGCCCCGUCCAUCCCCCCGUCCUCCUUCCCUCCCCGCCAGUCGGCGCGCGCGCGCGCGCGUGCGCGCCGCGCCCUCAGCCUCGGACGCCCGACGCGAGACCGCGUCGUCGGCCGGCGCGGGCGCGGAUCGAUCCCGGCGACGCGCGCGUCCUCACGCGACGACGACGCGCGCGAGCACGACGCGAACGCGUCGCGCGACGAGGACGAUGAUGAGAAGGACGCGAACGACGACGACGACUUCGGCGCGGCGUUCAAGUCCUUCUCCGCCGCGGCCAAGGGCGUCGCGAACGCCGCGUCGGGGGUUUUCCGAUCCAAGACGGGCGGCGCGGGCGACGUCCUGGAGAAGGGCGGCGACGACGCGCCCGGCAAGAAUUACAACGAAGACGUCGAGCGGCUUUCCGGCGACGACGGCGUGAUCGAAGGCAUGCUCGUGGAGGACGCGGCGAUGAACGCUUUGUACGAAGAGAUGGAACAGAAGACCGCGAAGGGCGGCGGCAACGUGGACGACGAGUGGGCGUCGUCGUUCGAGGGCGGCCGGAACAUCGACGGCGACGAGGUGAAGAAGACGGAACGGAAGAAGAAGGAGAAGGAAAAGGACGCGGAGAAGAACGGCGAUGCUGAGGGGUCCGCGUCGGAUCCCGAGAUCGUCGCCGAAAAGGAUGACGAAAAGGAUGACGAAAAGGACGACGACGACGACG